AUGGCGGCGCGAAGCGGCGCCGGCGUCGCCCGAGCCACCUGGCUCGCCGUCGCCCUCUCGGUCGCGGGUGUCGCGUGCCUCGAGCUUCCCUCUGCCCUCAGCGGCGGCGGCGCCGCCUUCUGCGUGGGCGACCUGAUCGCGCUCGGCCAGCCGGUCGGCUUCGGCCUGUCGUACGUCGUCCUCGAAGAGGCGAUGGCCGACCACCCCGACGACGAACUCCCCAUCGCCGCACUCCAGUGCGUCGUGAUCGCCGUCGCCGCCGUCGCCGCCGCGUCCGUCGACUCGGGAGCAGCGCCGUGGUCCUUGCCGUGGGAGCACCUGCUGGCCGCCACCGCGGGAGGGGCUCCCGCGUGGGGCGUCCCCGCCGCGGUCGCGUACACCGGGCUCGUCUCGACGUCGCUCACGAUCUGGCUCACGGCAAAGGUGUUUGCCAAGCUCCCCUCGACGGACGCAUCCGUCAUCCUCGCCUCGGAGCCUCUCUGGGCGACCGGGGUCGCGGUGGCGCUGCUCGGCGCGCCCGUCGGACCGAGCGAUGCGGUGGGCGGAGCCCUCAUUCUGGGCGGGCUCGCCUGCAACCAGGGCCUCCUCGACCGCUUCGUCCCCGGCUUGGCAGAUGAGCUAGCCGAGCACACCGCCAGUCCGGGGGGGAUGUCGAGGAGACGAGACGAGGCGCCGCCGGGGCCGGGCGUGGACGGCGCGAGAGAGCGAGACUGA
This is a messenger RNA of Emiliania huxleyi CCMP1516, 714 nucleotides long. RefSeq lists its product as hypothetical. NCBI's taxonomy places the organism in Eukaryota, Haptophyta, Isochrysidales, Noelaerhabdaceae. The transcript has a single exon. Bases 1 to 714 code for a protein of 237 amino acids. The record is from RefSeq and is a predicted model, not a curated record. Gene Ontology annotation, cellular component: membrane.